Molecule: messenger RNA, 1122 nt
Organism: Pelobates cultripes (western spadefoot toad)
Lineage: Eukaryota; Metazoa; Chordata; Amphibia; Anura; Pelobatidae
Source: the annotation of a GenBank genome assembly
AUGGGUUGCAACACCACUGGCCUAGACUUUUUCACGUUAUCUGAAUACAAUGUGACGACUUUUCCCCUAAACUCCAAGUUUGAACCUUUCCCAACUCCACUCAGGAUAUUACUGGCAAUAAUAAUGAUAGUGAUGAUUGCUAUUGCUUUUUUAGGCAAUGCCAUUGUAUGCCUUAUUGUUUAUCAGAAGCCAGCCAUGCGAUCAGCCAUCAAUCUUCUCCUGGCAACACUGGCAUUCUCUGACAUUAUGUUAUCACUCUUCUGCAUGCCAUUCACUGCAGUCACAAUUAUUACUGGAAGCUGGUACUUUGGGACGCAGUUUUGCCAGAUCUCAGCCAUGCUGUACUGGUUUUUUGUGCUGGAAGGUGUUGCCAUUCUACUAAUCAUUAGCGUUGAUCGAUUUCUAAUUAUUGUGCAGCGGCAGGAUAAGUUGAACCCACACAAAGCCAAGAUAAUGAUUGCCACUUCUUGGGUAUUGUCAUUCUGCAUCUCCUUUCCUUCGAUGGUUGGAUGGACUUCGGUGGAGGUGCCCACCCGAGCUCCACAGUGUGUACUGGGAUAUACUGAGUUUUCUGCUGAUAGAGCAUAUGCAGUCAUGCUGGUUGUAGCUGUGUUCUUCAUCCCUUUCAGUGUAAUGCUAUACUCUUAUCUGUGCAUUCUGAACACAGUGAGAAGGAACUCUGUUAGGAUUCAUAACCAUGCAGACAGUCUGUGCCUAAGCCAAGUAAGCAAGUUAGGGUUGAUGGGGCUUCAAAAGCCUCAUCAAAUGAACGUGGACAUGAGUUUCAAAACAAGAGCCUUCACCACCAUUUUGAUUCUUUUUAUUGGAUUUUCCCUGUGUUGGCUUCCUCACUCGGUGUUCAGUCUACUCUCAGUGUUCAGCAGAACAUUUUAUUACAGCUCCUCAUUCUACAUCAUCAGCACAUGCAUCUUGUGGCUUACUUACCUCAAGUCUGUUUUCAACCCAGUCAUCUAUUGCUGGAGAAUCAGGAAGUUCCGUGAAGCAUGCAUGGAAUUCAUACCUAAAACUUUCAAGAUCCUUCCUAAAGUUCCAGGAAGGGCUAAGAGAAGGAUAAGGCCCAGCACUAUCUAUGUUUGUAGUGAACACCAGUCAGAGGUUUAG